UAAGACGCAGCGCAUCAGACAGUUUGACAUUUGAGAGAGUGAGACCGAGAGAGAAGCACAAUGGAUCAGAUCAGAUGGAUUAUAAUGUCUUCAUUUCUGAUGCUGCUGGUUCAGUUUACAGCUGCUAGGACAUUUUCCUACCCUAUUGUCAAAGUUGGAGAUGACGUCACUUUGUCGUGUGAUAAUGGGAUGGAUGACCAGGAUCAGUGUGAAGGUGUUAUCUGGUUCUUCGUUAAUCCAGGAAACGAAGGCUUGACGCUGUUUGAACACGGGCAGAUUCAAGCUAAAUCAGACCGACUGAGUGUUACGGAGAACUGUUCUCUGGUCAUAAAGAAUAUCAAACAUGAUGAUGUUGGUCGUUAUGAUUGCGGCCACUUCAGAUCAGGAAAACUACACGGUGAAGACACGGUGGCUGCUCUGUAUGUUGUUAACAUGUCUGAACAGAAGGAUGAUGAUUCGGUCACCUUGGUCUGCUCUGUGUCGGGAUAUGCUUUUGGUUGUUUCCACACAGUGAGCUGGCGGUAUGGUGAGACUGACAUGGGGGCACCACGGUAUCCCUGUUCAGCCAUUGUAUUAUUUUUGACACAAUCUCACCUCAAUCCGAAGCAUUACAAGUUAUUGAAAUGUAAAGUGACAGAAGAUGACAGUGGAAAUGUGCAUCUGUUCACCUUCAGCCCUCUUCAGUCCUCCAAUGAGAUACCAGGUGAUGAUGCAACAGCUACAAUAUCUCCGACUGCAAAUGAAUCCGCAUUGACAACAGCAAAUAAAUGGACAGCAGAAGAGACAAACAACACGACAUCUGAAAACAACAAUCGCACAAAACCAGAAGAGACCGGGAUGAAGAUGAAGGUACAGUGAACUCCAGAGAGUCCUCUGCUGUUAAACAUCAUCUCAUCAUAUAUUACAUGAGUAGAUACCAAAAUGAUAUGUUGAUGGAUGACUAAAUGUGUUUUCUGUGCCGAGCUGUUUCUAUUUUAGUCUGAGCUGGACAAAGAUACUCAAGUCUUGAUCUGAUCUCAUAUUAAGAAGCCCCCCUUUGAGUCAGUCCAGAACCUUAACUUCAUCUAAAACAGAUCACUUGCUAUAUUCAUUUAUUUCUUAUUUAGCUUCCUUAAAUAAUGCUCUCACAUACUAAUACACAUUUAUACUUCUGUCCAUAUAUUUGAUCUAUAGUCUAUACACAGUAUUCAUAUCAUUCCUCCAGCUGUUUAUUCUGUAUAUCAUGUCUUAUAUUAGCAUUAACCUGCACUAUAUAUUUUAUACUUAUACCAGCGUUGCCGACUGUUACUGCUGCACAUGUCCAUACUUUAUAUAUCUUAGCGUAGUCAUAUCUUCCCACUACGGUUUAUUCUAUAUAUUAUAUAAUACUAUAUUAUAUAUAUAUAUAUUAUAUUAUAUACUAUAUACAUUACUCUGCAUGUUGCUUAUUCUUUCACUUAAAAUGUAUGUCAUGGUCUCAGUACUUGUACUCUGUGCAACAACAAUAAAGCUGAAUCUAUCUUUUUCCAUCAUA
Messenger RNA from Perca flavescens (yellow perch), 1513 nucleotides. RefSeq lists its product as uncharacterized. The transcript has 4 exons. NCBI's taxonomy places the organism in Eukaryota, Metazoa, Chordata, Actinopteri, Perciformes, Percidae. The record is from RefSeq and is a predicted model, not a curated record. The coding region runs from base 61 to 858 and encodes 265 amino acids.